Molecule: messenger RNA, 4722 nt
Organism: Hypanus sabinus (Atlantic stingray)
Lineage: Eukaryota; Metazoa; Chordata; Chondrichthyes; Myliobatiformes; Dasyatidae
Product: dentin sialophosphoprotein-like
Exons: 8
Coding region: 560-4618 (1352 amino acids)
Biological process (GO): protein targeting to membrane
Cellular component (GO): cytoplasm; nascent polypeptide-associated complex
Source: RefSeq, a predicted model, not a curated record
UCCCGAGUUGAGUUCAAACUCUAUAUUCGGAAAUGAUCCCAUAUUGUGUUCUGUCCCCCUAUCACAAGAAUGCUUUGACCCUGUAAGGUUCUGGAAUGUUCAAACUAUAACUGCUGUCAGCCAGUUAAAGGUCUUGAGUUCCAGUUUAGAAGAGGGCACACAUCCAGUAAACAACUCAGACAAUUGUGAUAAUCAGAUCAAGCUUCCCUCUACACCUCUUGACGAUAUUGAUAGGCGAGCAGAACCCUCUAAAAUUCUGCAAAACAAUGGCGCUGAUAAAGCAGAAGAUUUGGAUUCUAUAGACAAAGAGAAUGAUGAUCAAACAGGGCUCUUAGAAAGCUUAGCUGACAACACAGAUCAAGUGGAUAGUGCAGUCUUGUCAUUAGAGAAUACUCCCAAUACCUUUUUGAAUCAGGUGAUAAAAGAUGACAGUAAUCACACAGAGAUUUCUAGCAGUAAAUCAAAACCUGAUUCUGUUGAGUUACAGACCAUAGAGGCAACACUCAGAGAUGGACAUGAGAAACUGGAGGUCCCCAGUGCACUUCCAGAAGAUCAUAUUAUGUCAGAGGUCCAGACAUCAGAAGUUGGGGAUUUUGUUGGAGAGUUGGAAGGAGCCAGUAUCCAUUCAGGAGAUGGUGCUUGUAAACUAGAAGGUGCAGACAGUGUAAUAGAUGUUAUUAAACAAGUAAAUGGUUCUCACCUCUCACCAGAAGAUAAUGCCAGUAGAUCUAUAGGUGUCGAUGUGCCAGAUGUUUGUGUGGAUGGGCAACUGGAAACUUCCAAAGCUGUAUCAGAAGAUGUUUCUUUUCAACCAAAGACCAUUAAUGGAAUGGUGAAAGAUAUUUCAGAAAAUGUUGAUGCAGGCAAUUUGGACAUUUCUGGUGUCAUUGCAGAAUGUGCAAAUCAUACCUUAGACAAACUCCAAGAGGACUCUGUUGGUCAACUGGAAUUAUCCAACAGCAACUCAAGUGAGGAUACUGACCAAUUAGGAAAUGUGAAAACGAUACUCAGUGAUGGUGAAGGUGAAGUAGAAUUAUCGGAAACAUUACCGGGUGAGAUUGCCGCGUGUAUAUCAGAUGCUGCCAUUAUGUCAACUGGAGAGUGCACUGAGCUAGUCUUAAGCAGCCACUCAGAAAGUGGCACUGACAAGGUAGAGGUUUCUGGCACAGGAGAAGAUGAUAACUCUGAAGUCAGUUUAUCAUGUAAGGACAACAAAGAAAUAAUUGAAGAUGUUGCUGCAAUAAUGAAACUCAGCAACACAAUGCCAGAGGUGGAAUCUGACUGGUUUGAAGGCAUGGGUACUCUUCCAUUGGAGGAGGAGAGUCAAGAAAAGGUUGGUAAUGUCAAAAUAGGAAGUGAUAUUAACCAGGUUGAAGGUGUGGAGACUCUGCAAGUAAUAGAAGAUAAACAAAUAGAAGUCAGUCACGUUCAACCAGAUGAUAGUAGAUCAGAUUCUACUUGUUCAGUAUUAUGUCAAGACAAAGUGUUAGAUGGCGAUUUUGCUAAAAUCUCAGAUACACUACAAAUAAGUUCCACUAAAGUAUCAGAGAUUUCAGGAGACCUUAGUUCCCAGAUAGAGAAGCCCAGUAGCCUGUUACAAAAUAAUUGUCAUGAAGUAACAGAUGAAGGUCAAACCAAGUUCUGUGAAAUAUUACUGAAGGAUGAUCCCAAGGACGUAGGGCUAGAAGAUGUUAAAGAUCAAACGGAGGUCACCGACACUCUUUUGGAAGAUGGUGCUCAUAAUUUGGAGACUGUGGGUGCUCUGUCAAGUGAAGAUAAUAGUGAUGAAGAUGACAAAUUCACAUACAUGUCAUUAAGUGGAAAUCAGAGAAUAAAUGAUUUGGCACAAAUCAUACCACAUAAUGAAGCAAAGAUCUCUACCAAUACAUCUGACAAAACUGAUUUAGUAGGCACAUCAAUAGAUACUGGUGAUUCAAAAGUCACAGACAGUGGGAAACCAAAUACAUUUGAUUCAUCAACAGCAAACAGCACAAAUGUAGAAGAGAACAUGACCAAGAGUUCAGAAGAUAGUGCUGAUGAAAUAGGUUCCUUCCCCCACUUGGAAGGACAUAAUGAAAGCACAUUAGAAGUUCUAGAGGCAAUAUCAAAUCAUAAUGAUCAAAACAUAGAGCCAGCUGGUACUCAGCUGAAAGAUAAUGCUUACCCAUUGAAUGUAAUAAACUCAGCAUCAGAAAGUGAACACAAAGACAUUUCAGAUAUCCCUCAAAACAGCAAAGAUGGUCAGCUAAAUCUCCUUGACCCUUGUCAGACACAUCUCUCAGGAAUGUCACCAGGGAACAAUGUUAGCCAGCUGGAGGAUUUGCACUCUGAACAAAAGAACAUUAAUAAUCAACUUGAUCUCCCAGACCAAGCUCUAAUAGUGGAUGAUCAGCAACAGGACAUCAGUGAACCUGUGUCAAAACCUUCUCAUCACAAUUUUGGAGUCUCAGUUUCUGCAGAAGGAGUGGGUCUUCCUACCUCCACAGGAGAAUCAACUGAUGAAUGUCUUAAGUGUUCUCAAAGCCCCAUCAAUAAUGUUACAGAGAUAAUUGAUCAAGGAACUCCUGAUGAUCUCAUAGAUAUGACUCAUCAUGAUGUGACUUCAGUAACUCACGAUGUUUCAAAGGGUGGAUCAGAAAAAGUAGAUGAUAUUAAUAGCCACACUUUAGCUGCAGAAGCAAAUACAGAAAUGGAUGUUUAUGAGGCAGUGUCAUCCUCUAAUGUACCGGAGUUUGCACCUGAAGCUGAACUUGAACUUUCCACUGAUGAAUCCAAUAACUUAAUAUCAGAAGUUUCCAAGUCAGAGGAUGUUGAGAUCUGUGACCAUGUUAUUCUUCCAUCAGAGCCUGUUUGCAUGUCUUCUUCCAUCUCUCCUGUCUGUCAACAACUGCAAGAUGUUCUUCAGGACUGUAGGGCAGAUGAGGUUGCUUUAAAAGAAGUGGUGGUGUCAGGAGAGUUGUCAAAGAAGGUGCCCACUGACCUAAAAGAAAGUAAGGGAGACAAGGGGGUGCCAAGUGAUAUAUUAGAUUCAUGUGAAUACUAUGAACCUGAAAAACUGAGCUGCACCCAAGGUGUUGCUGAUUUAGAAAUAGACUCACAUUCUAGUUCGGAUAUAAACCAGACUGAAUCUAAUACUCCUGUUGUCACACAAAAUACUGAACAAUUGUAUUGUGACAAAAAAGGCAAUGGUGCAUCAUUGGAGACUCCAUGUCAAGAUGAAAAACCUAUUUGCUUUGUCGGCAGUGAUAGAGAAGAAAAGGGUGAUACUUAUCCCCACAUGUCACUAAAUGUGAUUGGAGAAAGCUCUCAGGAUAAAAAAUUGGAUACUUUGCAUCAUUCCGAAAAUUUUUCCUGCAUUAGUCAUUCACUGGUAGAGGGACCAGAAUUUAAUGUAUUGCUUAAUGCAUCUUGCAAAGCUCCAGAUAGACCUCUUUCGUGUCCUCAUGCAACACUGAAUAAAAUUCCUUCAGCAAGUUCAACAUCAGAAUCUGAUUUAGCUUCUGCACCCAUCCAUUCCACUGCAGACCUUCCCUGCUUAGAUAAAGCUUCCCCUGCAACCUGCCCUGAACCGGAUAAUGAUGGCUUUUCUGCUGUUGUAUCUUCCUCAUCAAAUAAACUGACAUCAGGACAACAGGACCAAGAAAGCUUUGCAAAACAUGCUGCUCCACCUGAAAGAGCACCAGGGGAAGAAAAAAGCCAAGAAGAGUUUAAGCUGUCCGAUGCAAUGGAUCUGGAAGCCAAACAAGCAGUCCCACAGAUCCCUGAGAAAUUGGAGCAGUGUCCUGGGGUUGAUCAUCUGGACUCCAUCCAAGCAGAGAUCAAGUCCUUGGACACAAAACCCAUCUGUCGCACCCGUCAAGCCUUCAGUCCAUCAGAUUCCAGUUCCUCCAGUGAGAAUGAGCUGCCGUUCCCGAUCCCACUCGAAGAUGUUAGGAAAAGAAUCCCUCCCCAAGAGGACCCUGUUAAAUCGGAAUCCACGGAUGCACAGAUUCCAUCGAAGCAACGGGCUUUUGAGACCACUGCUGUCAACAGAGGGUCUUGCAAUGAAUCAGACAGUGACGAUUCGGUCCCUGAGCUUGAGGAGCCGGAGGUUUCCGUUCCACUAGCUGGACAAGAACAGUCACAGUUGGCGCAAGCGGUGGGGAUUGGUGACGAGCCUGUGAGUAAAGCUAAACAGAGCCGCAGUGAAAAGAAGGCACGAAAGGCUAUGUCCAAGCUCGGUCUGCGACAGGUACAUGGUGUAACAAGGAUCACAAUCAGAAAGUCUAAAAACAUCUUGUUUGUUAUAACAAAACCAGAUGUUUUCAAGAGUCCGGUGUCUGACAUCUACAUAGUCUUUGGGGAAGCAAAGAUUGAAGAUCUGUCCCAACAGGCUCAUAAAGCUGCUGCUGAAAAGUUCAAAGUUCCUAUUGAACACGCAACUUUGAUCCCUGAAACAACUCCAACACAUAGUAUUAAGGAGGAGAGCGAGGAAGAGGAGCUGGAUGAAACGGGACUGGAAGCUAGAGAUAUAGAGCUGGUAAUGGCCCAGGCAAAUGUCUCAAGAGGCAAAGCUGUACGAGCUCUCAGGCACAACAAGAAUGAUAUUGUUAAUGCUAUAAUGGAAUUAACAAUGUAAACUGCAAAAUGGAGAUUUAUUUCUAUAUAUAUUCGCUGGAUAUUAUCAACAUUAUAAACUAUAACCGAACUGUAAAUCAUACAAGUUUGCAUCUGUAAUACUGC